Laetiporus sulphureus 93-53 is the source of this 1416-nucleotide messenger RNA. RefSeq lists its product as uncharacterized. NCBI's taxonomy places the organism in Eukaryota, Fungi, Basidiomycota, Agaricomycetes, Polyporales, Laetiporaceae. The record is from RefSeq and is a predicted model, not a curated record. The transcript is spliced from 7 exons. Bases 148 to 1170 code for a protein of 340 amino acids.
CAUACACGCCUUGCAUGCCAGUUGGGGCUGUUCCGAAUUUCGAUUGAGCAACACAUUUUGACCACCGCUCCCGUGCCUAGCAUUUAUUCCCUCUUUCCGCCGAGACACAUCGCUGCUGUAGACUGGGAUUGACAAAAUCUAUGCAUAAUGUCCGAAGGUUCAAGCCGCAUCGACCUACCAGACGAAUUAUUCUUCGACGCCGCGCCGUAUCCAAGAAACGAGAAGGAAUUCAAAACAUUAGUAAAGCGUCUCAAGCACAACGCUAUCGGCGCAGAGGACUUCCUCGACGAACCUCAGUCGCUUCUCGUGCUACGACGAUGGCAUGCCCUUGACUUUCCCUGGCACGAACCCUCGGGUUGGGAUGAUUUUGGCACCGAGCGGCGUCCCGUCCCGCCCCCUCUACGUCCGCACCAGUACGCAACGGAGACAGUCACGAUUGACGUGCAAUUAAAGAAACCACUCCAGACAGGCCGCCAUAAAUGGUCGCAGGUCUGGCGCGGAACAAUGUCCGUCUCGGAAACAAAUCGGUCCGCUCCUGUGGUAGCGAAAAUAUUCCUUGAGAGCUUGUUUCCCCCUCCGGAAGAAUUCGGGGUUACUGAAGAGGAGGAGCAGAAGUCGUGGCCCACGGGAGCACAACAAGCGCGGAGGGAAGCAUGGGCGUACUGGACGUUGCGAUCGCUACAAGGACGAGCGUUGCCAUGGUCAUUCGGAUUCUUCAAGGUCCAGCUGUGCCACGGCGAGGAGGCCUUCGCGCACAUCAUGGAGUUCAUUGACAGGCCGUCCGGGCGCGACACCGCCCUCGACGACCCCUGUAGGGAAGGAGAGAUUCGGCGCUUGGCAGAUGCCAUAUCGGCCUCCUUUUACGAGAUGGUUCAGCUCGGAGUGAUGCACACCGAUGUGAACCGCCGCAACAUGCUCAUCGAGCUCGGCGACGAGAAUCCUGUCGUAUGGAUCGACUUUGCAGGGGCAGAACCUGUGUGUCCGGUGGACGUGCAUUAUGACGGCGCCGCUAUCGUCAAUGCCCUUAUCAAUAUGGACUUCAAGCAGAGGAGACUCGUCGACUGGUUGCAGGACCGGAGACGCCUUGGGCCACCCUGGAUGUCCAUAUAUGAGGAGCUGAUAUCCAAUCCUCGGUGGCUGCACAAGGUCGAAAAGAACAGUUGGGAAUGACAUACCAGCAUGAAUUUGAUGCAAGGCCGUGAGACGCAUAUAUGUACUGCCGUUAUGUCGUCCUUUAAUUGAAAUUCUGUCUUGUUGCCAUACCAGGAGUCCUCAGGGUGUGCAAUACGAGGCAGAGAAGCAUUAAUAUGGGCGUUCAUGCGCCACGAGUUUUUCACUGUUGCUGUCGUGUGCAUGUUCCGUCAUGUAUGCAGCGUUCUAGAUGCUUUAAUAACUAUGGGAAACAGGUGCCGGCGG